UAUCCGACGACUGAUUUAACUUCCUGGUUGAUCGAGAUUAGUUCGGAGCUAGUAAAAGGAGGGUGGCCAAAUCAUGGUUGAGAAGUGUUGUUAAAGUUUGCCAGUUCAGGUAAAUCUUACACCAUUUCCUUUCGCAUUGAGUUCUUCGAUCGUUGGACAGGAAGACCGGUUUUGGAUUGGGUUCUGACGGGAGAAUUUAACACCAAGCAAGAUGGCUUCUCGAAGGUGGUUUCACCCUAACUUGGCAGGCGUCGAUGCUGAACGAUUCCUCAUGGAUGGGGGCUUCGACGGGAGUUUUCUCUGCCGGCCGAGCAAGAGCAACCCCGGUGAUUUCACCUUGUCAGUCCGACGCUCUGGUGAGGUCACCCAUAUAAAGAUCCAGAACACUGGUGAUUAUUUUGACUUGUACGGAGGGGAAAAGUUCGCCACGCUAGCAGAGCUAGUGCAACAUUACACCGAAGGAAGAAAUCAACUUAAGGAGAAGAAUGGACUCGUGAUUGAACUCAAAUAUCCACUGAACUGUGCAGAUCCAACAACAGAGAGGUGGUUCCACGGUCACAUCACGGGCAAGGAGGCUGAGAAGGCGCUCAUGGAGAAAGGGAAAAAUGGGAGUUUUCUUGUUCGGGAGAGUCACAGUAAGCCAGGGGAUUUUGUCCUGUCGGUACGGACCGAGGAUAAGGUCACUCAUGUCAUGAUCAGAUGUCAGGACACAAAAUAUGAUGUCGGAGGAGGAGAACAGUUCAUGACCCUUGCAGACUUGGUGGAGCAUUAUAAGAAAAACCCUAUGGUAGAGACCACCGGCUACGUUGUCCAUCUUAAACAGCCCUUCAAUGCAACCAGAAUCGCUGCUUCCGGCAUCAGAAGUAGAGUGGAAGUUCUGGAGAAGGAGACUAGCUCAAGACAGAACUCCAAGAAGGCAGGCUUUGAGGAAGAGUUUGAGGCAUUACAACAAUUAGACGCUAAGCAUUUACUGAAGCGACACGGCGAUGAACCGGAGAACAAAGCCAAGAACAGAUAUAGAAAUAUUCUACCGUUUGAGGACUCGAGAGUUAUACUAAAAGACAAUGAAGGCGGAGACUACAUCAAUGCUAACUAUAUCGAUAUAAAAGAAGUAUACACAUUCGACGCUGGGUUGGCUUUAGCUUUACAGCAGAACCAACUUGCAAUUCAAGCGGGGGAGAAUGUCGAGCGGAUGGACAACAGCUGCGAGAAGCAGAAACGCUACAUUGCCACGCAGGGCUGCCUCAAAGAUACCAUCGUGGACCUCUGGAGGAUGGUCUGGCAGGAGAACUCCAGAGUUAUCGUCAUGACGACCAAGGAGGUGGAAAGAGGGAAGAAUAAAUGUGUCCGCUACUGGCCUGACCCCGACAGGAAGAUAGAGAGGGGCAAACUGACCGUUACUUACAGCAGCGAGCAACUCAAGGAGGAUUACGAUCUGAGACAGUUCACACUCACGCACAAAGAUCACCCAGAUGAGAUUAGAGCAGUUUAUCACUUCCACUUCAAGAGUUGGCCGGAUCACGGCGUCCCCUCAGAGCCUAGUCGGGUGCUCAGCUUCCUCCACGACAUCAACAUGAAACAGGAUGAGAUACCGGGUGCCGGACCAAUCGUUGUCCACUGCAGUGCUGGUAUUGGUCGGACGGGCACCUUCAUCGUCAUCGACAUCAUUCUUAACCUCAUUAACCAACACGGUCUGGAUUGCGAAAUUGACAUUUUCAAUACGAUUCGACAAGUCAGGGGCCAGCGGUCGGGGUUGGUUCAAACGGAAGCGCAGUACAAGUUUGUUUACCAGGCCGUACAGCAGUACAUUGAAACCAUGACAACUAGGGUCAAAGCUGAACAGAAUACGCUCAAGACAGGUCGGGAGUACAUCAACACAAAGAAGGCGCAUUAUGAGCUUCAGACGCCCUCGCUUGGCAGUCACGUGCUGCCGUCACAUGUAGCCCCUCCUCCGAAGGACAGGGUCAUGCAAGAACAAAAACUGUACGAGAACGUUGGACCAAUGAGGUCGCCCCCAGCUGGAUCCAAAAAGCAGUUCUCUCAUGCGCCGUUGCCAAAAAAGUAGUUGUAUAGCAGUGUCGCCCCUUCAAACCAACCCACCAGCCGGGUGUGUUAAAUAGCUACAUCACCCAAGAUUUUUUUUAGAGUGCGGCCAGAUUUACUUCCUGAGUAGUCGCAGAGGAGUUUGAAAGUGUCGUCGUCAGCAGUUGUAAUACAUAGUCAGAAUGGUUUACUUUAGUCAUUAUUUUUUUACAAUAUUAUAUGCAGUUGACUUCCCCUCUACUUACGUCAGAGUUCAAACUCAAAUCUCACUUAUUAAGAAAAAUUUCUGUUCCUUUAUGUAACAUCCAUGAACAUUGGUUAAGAUGGCUUGCUUAUUUCUAUAAACUCUUUCAACCAUUCAGAAUAAUCAAUGCUCAAUUUUUGUUUUGUUUUCCCCCCCCCAAAAAAAAAAAUUGGAUGCUAGAAGCCAAAACAAGCCAUUGAAAACGCCUGAGGUGGUAGAGUAUUGAAUUAAAAUUAUCUGCUUUCAUAUUGUGCGGGUAUAAUGCACACCCACAAAGUUAAGUGUAAAUUUAGAAUUUAUUUUUUGAAAUGAUUUUUUCUUUCAUUUAUAAUUCAAUACGUGUAAAAUGUUUUUGUUGGAAUACAAUAUUAUUUAGGUGUAUAGCACAUAUUUUUGUUGUCUUGAAAAUCAUAAGACACAAUUUCUCUGAUCUGGGUCUCAUUUUUGUUUAGGGCUGUGUAAGUGGAAGAAGAAUGCUAAAUAGGAAUGACUAAUCUGCUUAGCAUGAAACCAGCUAAAUGUACAUCACAAAGCUGACUGGUAUUCUGUUUAUCCCCUGCUGUGAAAAGCCUGUAAGCAAACGCUUUAAUGCUUACCGAGCGGCCCAUAGCCGUUUCCAUUUCAUAAACACUGCGUACCGUCUGUUUGUUAUUAUUCAGAUCAGUUUCUGGAUUAUUAUGACAGAAAUUUGUACACUGGGGGAAAAUAAAAGUUGAAAAGAGAGAGGGA
Messenger RNA from Asterias rubens (European starfish), 3016 nucleotides. Its product is annotated as tyrosine-protein phosphatase non-receptor type 11-like. The coding region runs from base 212 to 2065 and encodes 617 amino acids. The record is from RefSeq and is a predicted model, not a curated record. Gene Ontology annotation, biological process: protein dephosphorylation. Gene Ontology annotation, molecular function: protein tyrosine phosphatase activity. The transcript is spliced from 16 exons. NCBI's taxonomy places the organism in Eukaryota, Metazoa, Echinodermata, Asteroidea, Forcipulatida, Asteriidae.